AUUUGUGUGCCGUGAACGACGGUUAGUAAACCCCGUAUCGAUCAUAACCGUAGACGGUGCUUUUAGUAGUCCUGUUCUAGUCGCUGUAGUGCAUGCUUGUGUGAGUGUGUUAUCGGCAUCGUUUGCCAGAAAAUCUAACUUAGGAUUGUCGGAUUAAGUUAUUACAGGUUAGAGCAGAAUGUCUGUCCCCGACAAAGAUGAGCUGGUGCAAAGGGCCAAAUUGGCCGAACAGGCCGAAAGGUACGACGACAUGGCCUCCGCUAUGAAAUCCGUCACAGAGACCGGAGUGGAACUCAGUAACGAGGAGCGAAAUCUUUUAUCGGUGGCUUACAAAAAUGUCGUCGGUGCCAGGAGGUCUUCUUGGAGGGUUAUAUCAUCAAUCGAACAGAAAACCGAAGGCUCCGAACGGAAACAGCAGAUGGCUAAAGAAUAUAGAGAAAAAGUAGAGAAAGAACUGAGGGAAAUUUGUGACGAUGUUCUUGGUCUUUUGGACAAAUACCUAAUCCCCAAAGCAUCUAAUGCAGAAUCGAAAGUUUUCUACCUUAAAAUGAAGGGUGACUACUAUAGGUACCUUGCUGAAGUCGCGACAGGAGACACUAGAAAUAAAGUGGUCGAGGAUUCUCAAAAGGCAUACCAGGAAGCGUUUGACAUUGCCAAAUCGAAAAUGCAAUCAACACACCCUAUUCGACUGGGCCUGGCUCUAAAUUUCUCGGUGUUUUACUAUGAAAUUAUCAAUUCCCCGGCGCGUGCCUGUCACCUGGCCAAACAGGCCUUUGACGACGCUAUCGCAGAGUUGGACACUCUGAACGAAGAUUCAUAUAAGGACAGUACGCUCAUCAUGCAACUGUUGCGAGACAACCUCACACUUUGGACGAGCGAUACGCAGGGGGAGGCGGAUGAGCCUCAAGAACCAGGUGAUAACUGAAAUGUGUCCUCGUCCCUUUUUUUAAUAUUAUUCGUUACAAAUGAAAUUUCUUGUAAGUUAACGUAUUCGUGGAACUUUAUUGUGAAGUUUCAUUGACAGUUUUUAAGUUUCACACAGCUGAAACUUUUGAUAUUUAACAAUGUUUUUAGGAGAUAUGUAAAAUCGUUAAAUUUAAAUUGUAUUUCACAUAAAACACACAAUCGGCGUAACUUUAACCACCAGAACAUUCAAGAAAAAAAAUAUAUCAUCAUUUCUUUUGUUUUUUUUGUUUUGUUUUUUUUUUGCCAGAUGUCGUGUGAUCCAGCGUCAGUUUCUUCAUCUUUUAUUACUUGUUUUAUAUUUGAUUAUUUUAUAUAUUAUAGUGUAUCCCUCCUAAAAUGUGUAAUUUAAUUCAACUUUUCCAGCACUUUUAAGUUCUAACUUGUUAAUAUUAAAUUUAUUAUUUAAUAAUGUUGUUUUAGUUUUUGUUACUGAUUUUCUUUUUUUUUUUUUAUUCCGAUCUUCUCGUUUUCCUUAUUGAGGAAUGUCACGGAACCGCCAGAUAUUUUUUUUUUUUUGUGUUGGUUAGUCGCCGAAUUUGUUUAACCGGGAUUUCAUUUACGUUUGCACUGCGCAGGUCUUUGAAAUAGACCUGAAUCCCCUCCCUUCCAACCUGUACGUUUCGGUAAAGGAAACACUCACUUUGGAUGUGCUAUAUAUAAAUGUAUGAAUAUGUAUUAAAAUAAACGCUACCAGCUCUAUUUGUUUUCUGUUGUAUCUGUCAAGUAUAUUUGUCAGAUAUAAAUAAAUUUUUCAAAAUCU
This is a messenger RNA of Cylas formicarius (sweet potato weevil), 1726 nucleotides long. RefSeq names its product 14-3-3 protein zeta (gene 14-3-3zeta). Gene Ontology annotation, cellular component: cytoplasm. The transcript has 6 exons. Bases 179 to 925 code for a protein of 248 amino acids. NCBI's taxonomy places the organism in Eukaryota, Metazoa, Arthropoda, Insecta, Coleoptera, Brentidae. The record is from RefSeq and is a predicted model, not a curated record. Gene Ontology annotation, biological process: signal transduction.